UUCUGCGAAUUUUCCCUGUCUGAAUCAUCUCUCAAGUCUCAUCUGUGCAUGUGGUGAGGAAUUGGAUAGAAGCAGGUCUCCAUUCUCUCUCUCAAAAGAAAAAAAAGGAGGAAGAAGAACAAGAAGCAGGUCGCCAUUGGAGGACAGUUCUGCUAAUCUUUGGUGGAGAAAGAAGAAAUAGGAGGCAUGCUCUUACCGCAUCAUCAAAUGUAUCCAAACCCUCUGCGGAAGACCGCCUUUGCCUCACCGUUUGCGCUUCACAAAGACGGGUUGCUCUUCUCUACUGCUCCGCGGCAAGGUUUUGCGCACCCACCAUGCGCGACCGUCAGUGUCAUCAGAUCAGAGGCCAAUGGGGCUGCGUUGCCAGACGCGGUCAGAAAGCAUAGCAAGGAGGAGCUCAUUGCUUUCUUCAGAGACAUUCAGACCUCCAUUGCCGAGAGCUCGCCUAAAACUUCCAGGAGGGCGAGGAAGCCGUCGCCUGACCCGGUCGAAGAGGUUGACAAGAGGAAGCAAUCAUAUGGCAUGGAUGGAGAUGGUGGCGCCGAUGAUUUUUCAGAGGAACAAGGAAGGAUGAUAAAUCUGGAGGACAUGAAGGUGGCUGACUUGAGGGAACUGGCGAGGGCGAGAAGGAUGAGGGGUUACUCCAAGUUAAAGAAGGGUGAGCUGAUUGAUCGUUUGAAAGGGGUUAUCAUGUGAUAAGCUUGUCCAUGAUCAAGAGUAGGAAGAUGUUAGGGACCUAUUGUAGAUGUGCGGACUAGAUUAUUGUCGCUUCAAAUGUAUGAUGGGAUUUUGCCAGAAAGAAACGUAUGACAUGAUCUGCUGUCUUUUUUAUAGAAAGAAGCUGUAUGAUGUGA
This is a messenger RNA of Panicum hallii, 854 nucleotides long. RefSeq lists its product as uncharacterized. Bases 187 to 696 code for a protein of 169 amino acids. The transcript has 3 exons. Lineage: Eukaryota; Viridiplantae; Streptophyta; Magnoliopsida; Poales; Poaceae. Gene Ontology annotation, biological process: DNA-templated transcription termination. The record is from RefSeq and is a predicted model, not a curated record.